UAGCGUGGGACGGGGCCGCCGCCCACAACGCUUCCGUACCUCGUCGAGUGCGACCGACCCUCCACAUCUAGCCAUGGCCAACCUGCAGGUCCUGUGCCGGCCCUCGGGCCUCCUGAAACUGGUGCAAAUCGCCAUCUGCCUCACGUGCCUGGGGCUGAUCCGCCAGUACGGUCUCCAGUUCGGCACCGGCGGCUGGGUGGUCGAGGGCAACCUCAUCGACCGCAACCUGGUCGGCGUGAUCGCCUGCGGCGGCAUGGUGCUCGUCACCGCACCGCUGCUCAUCGCGCUCGUCGCCGGAGAGAUCGCCAUCGAAAAGUCGUUCCUGGAGACUCUGUACAACAUUGUCGGCUUCAUCAUGAUGAUCUCGGCUGGCGCCAUGGCCGUGGAGACCUACCAUGAUGCCGGCAAGGGAGACACGCGCGAUGCCGGCCUGGCCAUGGGCUCGCUGGCAAUCAUCAACGCUAUCAUCUAUCUGGUGGACGCCUUCGUCGCUUUCCGUCUGAAGCGUGCCUAAAUGCGCUAAUCGAGCCCAGAGGUCGGAGUGAUGGAGGCUUCUCGGUGAAUGUGGCGCCACCUGCACUACGCUUGGGGCGACACCUGCGUUGGCAAUGACAUCUAUAACACUGGACACUCAGAGUCCGAUACCUGAGGCAGCCGCGGAGAUACAUAGGUGUGCUCUGUAAUGCUUCCGCCGGACCAGCGAGCUGUGCCUUGCAUUGAACGCGAGGCCUUGUCGCUUUUCCUCCCUUGGUCACUGUUCCAUGGUCGUGUGGUGUUCACUGCCGCGUUCCAAUAUCCUCUUCUUACGGAUUUUGUAUCGGUUAAUGAAUGGUAACGUGUAUUUAUUGACAUACAAUAUUAGUUGCACAGCGAGUAACUUCGCUUCUAACUUCAUCAAAACUCGUAUUUAUGCUUAUUAUAAAUCCACCCCCAGAGGUGGUGUGAUGACAUCACCUAUCUCGAAAGAUGGUGUCGGAGCGCAUCGUUACCUUUCGCCUGAGCCUGACGUUUAGAAAUAUUUAUAUUUUUCAUUACCUUUGGAGCAAAUGUUUUUACGAAUAGUUUUUUUAUAUUCAUAUACAAGCCACUCAUGUUCUUACCUAUUUUCACAUGGUGUACCUGAACCCCGUGGAGCUGUUUAUGAGAAAAAAAACUGUCCGUUCCAUGCAAGAGGCUCGUAACAGUCACUGAAUUGUAUUUCCUUUAUGCUGGGGAGAAAGAGAGAGGGAGGGAAGUGCUAGUGUAGAGUGGUCAGUUUAGCUCUGCAUUUUUGUGAGCGCAUGCUAUUGAUGUUAAUUAAGGUCGUAACCCACCCGAGUGUGCAGUUUGUGUGUUUUACGCAGUGAAAGAAAGCUAUUCGGUGUAUUUUGCAUGAAAAUGAUCAUUCCAUUAUUAAGAUUCAUCUUUCUUUUGUAUAAGGUCCCUGUGUAGAUCGCAUGUGCGGCGCGCACUGAUUUUUAGGCAGGCGUGUGAAAGCACCGUAUGUUUGCAUUGGCAUGCUCUUCAUUCCUGUUGGGUGGUUUUGAGCAAUAAAAAAUACAAUUUAAA
Messenger RNA from Amphibalanus amphitrite, 1548 nucleotides. RefSeq lists its product as uncharacterized. The transcript is spliced from 3 exons. The coding region runs from base 74 to 514 and encodes 146 amino acids. The record is from RefSeq and is a predicted model, not a curated record. Gene Ontology annotation, biological process: septate junction assembly. NCBI's taxonomy places the organism in Eukaryota, Metazoa, Arthropoda, Thecostraca, Balanomorpha, Balanidae.